Rhodamnia argentea is the source of this 2827-nucleotide messenger RNA. RefSeq names its product WD repeat-containing protein 75. The record is from RefSeq and is a predicted model, not a curated record. Lineage: Eukaryota; Viridiplantae; Streptophyta; Magnoliopsida; Myrtales; Myrtaceae. The coding region runs from base 31 to 2457 and encodes 808 amino acids. Gene Ontology annotation, molecular function: protein binding. The transcript is spliced from 17 exons.
UCGCACUUGUAGCUGCACUUUGAUCGGAACAUGAUUAGAGGAGGCAAAAGCUACGUAUCCUCGCCGCCUGCUUUCUCCAACGAUGCCAAGAGGCUCCUCGUGUGCACCGGCAGCACCGUCUCUGUCUUCAGCACCUCCACCGGCUUGCAGAUGGGAUCGUUGGAGGGUCAUGUCGCGCUUGUUACGUCCGUUAUAGUGGUGCCUGACUCCAGCCCCGCCGGUAGAUUCUUGUGUUACUGUUGGACUGCUUCGCUUGAUGGGACCAUCCGGUAUUGGGACUUCUCCGUGCUGGAGUUGAUGAAGACGGUCGAUGUUCGACUGCCCAUUUUCUCCAUGGUGAUUCCGUCGUUAUUGUCACAGCAAAAUGAGAGCAGUGAAAGAUCCCCAGAUGUUUUUGCCUAUAUAUCAGUCGAGAAUAUAAGAGCACCGGAAACACAACCAAAAGCCUUACGAGGGCAAGUUCGAAAGUGUAACCUAACCAAAUCUUCUCUUGCCGGAGGAGUAACAUUGAAAGAGACCAAGAAACCAGAGUAUAUAACCAUUAGUUCCUCAGGAGAAUUUUUUGGCAUUCUCGACAAGCAGAAGCUUCACAUAUGGAAGGUUCCUGAAAUUGAGUCAGAACGUGUAGUGCUUAAAAGAAUAGACCUUCAUCAUACAAAAAAGUUCACCGUUUUUGCCUUCCACCCCACUCAAAGAAUUGUGGCUGCUGGGGAUGUAACUGGGAGAAUUUUAGUUUGGAGAGGAUUUGGUAAAAGGACAUUUUCCAUAGGAGACGGGCAACCAAAUGGAAGAUUGACAAACUUUGAUGAAGACAAACCUGGGGUGAGGGGAAAUGAUGAUGCUGAUAAUUGUACAACAUGGCAUUGGCAUCCUCAUGAAGUUUGUUGUCUUGUAUUCUCUUCCGAUGGAGCCUACAUGUAUUCUGGAGGUAGGGAAGGAGUUCUUGUGGUAUGGCAGAUAGAUACUGGGAAAAAGAAAUUUUUACCACGAAUCGGAUCUCCACUUUUGUAUUUUGUGGAUUCUCCCGACCCAUCGCUUGCCUCUAUUUCUUGUGCGGAUAAUCAAAUGCAUCUACUGAAAAUGCCUGCAAUGGAAAUGGUGAAAUCUAUUUCGGGAAUCAAGCUCCCCUUUUCACCUCCUGAAGCAGUUAGCAGCUUAUGUGGUGGGUGCGUCUUUGAUGAGAAAGCAGGGGUAGUUGCUCUACAUACAGAAAAUUAUGGCAUCCAAUUCUAUAGUUUGUUCGAUGAUCAUGCAAUAUCUGAGGUUCAAGUAUGUGAGAGAAAUCAUCAGCCAGGCAAUGAAAUCACGGUUGUAGUGACUCAGCUGGCCCUUUCAGUUGAUGGUUCUUUUAUGAGUACCGUCGAAGUUAGGCUUCCUGAAGAAGAUAUAGGCGGUCUUGUUUGCCUUAAGUUUUGGACAUCAGAUUCUGAGGAUAAACGUUUUAGAUUGUUGACCGUGAUCUACGAACCUCACAGGGAUUCAGAUAUCUCUGCUGUUGCUUUCCGGCCUACCCAGUUAAUGGCAGUAACUUCAUCCUAUGGUGGGGACUUCAAGACUUGGGUAUGUGGAGAUGAGAUUGAAAGAAGGGAAGUGCAGAAUACCGGCUGGACGUGCUAUGCAGUUGGUUCAUAUAAGAAAAGACCCAUGACAGCAGCUACGUUUUCUGCCGAUGGUUCCGUUCUUGCUGUUGCGGCUGAAACAGUCAUAACACUGUGGGAUCCAGAUAGGAAUAUACUUGUGGCCGUAAUUGGACAUGCUUUCACGCCAAUCAAGACCUUGUCAUUUGUAGGGCAGUCAGGUUACAUCGUAUCGGCAUCUAGAGGUUCCAGGCCGCAGCUGUCUGUGUGGAGCCUGUCCAAGUCGUCAAAAUUAUGGUCAUACUCUCUCCAAAUAGAAGCUGUCACUUGCUUGGGUGAUUCCUCGACUUUUGCCAUCCUUGCUCUCCUCCCUAAGUUAGCUACAGAAUCUCAGGGAAUGGCACUUGGAGGGAGGGACGGAGCAAUCCUUACUUUCGAUGUUAACAGACCCGAUCCUGUGGCUGUAUGGUCUGUGAGAAAGGCUGAAGGCGGUGCUCUUGCAUUUAUUCAAGGCAGUCCAUCACAAGAGAACAUUACUCAAGGGAAAACAUCUUGCGGGUUGCUUGCAUUUAUAAAUGGUGAUCAUGAAUAUGUCCUCUUUGAUCCAUAUAGUGAUGAAGCAACUGAACAUGGCGUUGCUCACAGGACAGGCCUUGUUUCUGAAGAAACGGAGAAGUAUGGGUACUCGUCCAUAUACGGGGAGCUACAGGAGUUCAACCUCGAGAGAAGCCAGACCACUGAGAUCACGGUCGCUCCAUCUGAGAAGCCUUGGGCUACCUUAUUCAGUGGAUCUUCGCAAACUCUUCCACCUCUCACCAAAUUGUGUUCGGCAUUCCUGGAAUCGCUCUUGGAAAAGCGACCUGCAGUGGUAGAGCAAUGAGAAGCCUGACUUUUUUUUUUCCUGGAAUAUGUUCCGGAUGCAUUCAUUUCAGCUGCCAUGUGCUGAUUGGUUGUUGGCGAGAGUGAUAGGCUGCUGUCACGAUGCGUUAGCCGAGUUUUCUUUCAAGUAAAUUACUGUCGAACUUCCGAAUUCUUCCUUGAUAUGUAGAUUUUGCAAUUUUGGCCAGAGUCUUGUAAUUGAUGUAGUGCUUAGAAUGAGCGGUGGGUGAUGUAUGCUGUCUCGGUGGAAAAUGAGGAUAAGCUGAGAUAGCGAGGGAGGGUCGUCGAGGCAUAUCUUGUGUUUCUGGACUGGCUGCAGAGGAGGUUUUGACAGUUUCUUUUGCGUUGGUAUUUUUGUGUAUUGUUAUUUA